AUGGCGGCGUCGGGAUCGGGAGGCAACGAGCCCGGCGGACGGCCCUGGACGGCGACCAGCACGUGGGCCCCCGGUCCCGCCGGCGGGACCGUGGAGGACGCUGUCUCGUUCGAGACCUCCGACGACGACGCGGAGGCGUCACUGGCGGGCGUCGUGCUCUGCCACCCGCCGGCCGACUCGGACGGCGACAUGGCUCCCUGCCCCUGCGAGGUCACUGUUAGUUUCAGGGGAAAGUAUGAGAUUCACAGGGUAUAUGUGCGAAGCACAGCUCGGAUAUAUGAACUAUACCACUCUCCUGAUGCAAAGGGUACCAGCAAGGAUUAUCUAUGCACUGUGCGUUGUGGACUUGCUGUUAAAGAACCGCAGCCCUGUGGUGAAGAAAUUAUGUCUCAGUGGACUGGCAGUGCUUUAAACAGUGACAAGCGUGAACAUGAGGCAAAAAGUGUAAGCAGUGGUAGUGAUGAAGAUAGUUGGGUUGAUGUCAAGAUUCCAGAAUCUCCUGCACGAAAUAAAACACUAGAAUCUGAAGAUAGGAAUGUGAUUCGAACCUGCCAAGAAAAUACUCUGGCACACUAUGAAGCUACUGCCGAGAUGACUGAUGUGAACCCAUGUGUAUCUCUUACCAUCCGUCUUCUAUCACUUCAGUCAAAGACAUCAGUGCACAUUGAGGAGAUCUACAUAUUUGCGGAUCCUGUUGAGUUCACCAAUGAUGAUUCAGUAAGAGGUCCUGUAAACAUGGGAGGCAGUUCUUUGCUGGCAAUGCUUGUUCCUGGCCUUAUGCAAAUGUCUAAAUCAAGGAAUUUGAAAAUUGAUGACAGUUAUUUUUCUGAUGGAUCAAGGAAUCAAGAGAGCAGCACAUGUGAAAGGGUUACACAGGAAGCAGGGCUGCGUAGCACAAACGAUUCAAAAUAUACGUCUGCAGGGAUAGAAAGUGGAAUGAGCCCUAUAAUUGGUGGUGCAGUAUCUGAUGAAAAAAGUAGCGAAGGUGAGUUCCAGUUCAAGGACCCCGAUUCUCAUCCAUUACCUGUACAAACAUUAGAAAGUACACAAGCGCCAUCAGUGAAGGACCAGCGAGAAUUGAACACAGGUCAUCUUGCUAAUCCCCUCGUGAAUGAAAACUUUACUCCUUGUAAUCAUAUUGAGAGAAAGUUGGAUACUCUGCUCUUGAAGGUAGAGAAGAUGGAAUUAUAUUGCUCAAGGUUUGAGGACAACAUGAUAAAGCCCCUUGGUAGCAUUGAGGCAAGGCUUCAACGACUGGAGGAACAGUUUAAUUCGUUCUCUGUGGAUAUUCAGUCUUUGAGAGGUUCUUCUGCAUUUAGGUCAGCACCAGAUGGUAUGUCUAAUACAACGAGCUCACAGGAGGAAGCACAUAAUGAUGCUAAUGAUAAAAGUACUCCUACAACUGACAGGAAGCCAGGUUUAGUUGUCAGGGCGCCAGAUUUUAUGUCAGAUGAUUCCUGUUGUUAUAAUGUAAUAACUAAUGGAAACCAUGUUAAUUUUCGUGGGCCUAAUGUGGUGCCAAGGCUACUUGUAAAGGUCCCUGAUUUGGUCCCUGAUUCUAUUGCUCAACCUGAGCUAACUGAUGGAAACCUUCAUGAUGGGCCUGCUCUAUCCUCUGAAAAGGAGCGUAAAACUUCCCCAGGUUUAGUUGUCAAGGUUCCUGAAUUCCCAGAUGAUGAUGAUGAUGAUGACGAAGUGGAAGAAAAGAAACAAGCUGAAGUUUGUGGUGAUGGUGAUGAUCACACAUGGUCUGAUGAUACUCCGAGGAAAAGCACAGCUGGCAACACCAAGAGCAAAAACACUGUAUCUAUCAAUGGUGCAUUGGCGUCUGCAUUGGAGGCAUUACUCACUUCUACCAAAGAAACAUCAUCUUCGAAACCUGCUGUUUGCACUACCAGUAAUUUAUGUGCUGAAAAUAUCGAUAAUUCCUUCAGUUGUUCCCUUUCUCCUGGAAAAACUUGUGAGAUGUCCACUAAAGAUGGUUCAGCUGACCAAUUUCUGGGUGCAUCUGGUGAUGCAAAUUUGGUCGGUGGCUUCAUAUCUUCUCCGGAUAUUGACACAACUCCACAUAAUUCUCUCUCAAAGGAAAUGUUGGAUAGCAGGGUUGAGAUAAAUGAACAGAACGAUGAUAUCAAUACAUCAAAGGUGGCAUUUGUUGCAAUCGCAGAACCAUUGGAUGUUCCCUCACAGACUGAUACAAUUGAGGAAUCUAUUGAUGAUGGAAGUUGCGUGAAUAGACAAAACAAUGGUCCUAAUUUGAAUGCAAUGCCAUAUGUUGUGAAUACUGGACCUUUGGAUCCUCCUACAGUUUUUGAACCUGUUGAUAGUGGAGUUGAGGUGAAUGGAAAUAGACCUUCCAUAUCCUUGGUGGAGUUUCUUGCAGCAAGGAAUGCUAGCUCUUGUAAGAAUGGUACUUCUGAGGUAUGCCUUGGUAAUGAUGGUGCUGAAAAACUGUCUUUUGAGAGAACAUCGGCUAGAGCUGAUAAAAAUUCGAAAAAUCUCAGUCAACUUCUAGUGAAGAGAGCUCUUGAAGUCGAUGCAGAUGAGGGAAUUUUUCUGUCUAGUGUACCCAUUGGGGCAAAAUUUGAAGGAUCAAGCAGUAAUGCCCCCAGAACUAGGGGUGGCGAUAUUAAUAAUACGAAAGCAGCAGUCUCAGAUGAGGAAUGUGGCCUGAAAAGUACAGAGAAUGGAUUUAGGCCUUCUUCGAUGAUGGACUCUAUAUUUUCUCAGUAUCAUGCUACAGAUUCCAAUAAAAAAUUGAUUGAGAACAGCAGUUUGGACUGGAGUCUAGAUGAGAGUUUUUCAAAACAGAAUGGGGAACAUUCCUGUUCAAGUUCGAUUAGUAUGGGUAUGGAGUCGUUUAGUGGAGCACCUGCCAGAGAACCUAUUAUUUCAGGGAAUGACACAUCAGGAAACUACGUUGAAGAUCUUGCAGGCAUUGGAGAUCGUCCUGUUGCAACACUAAUUUCUGGGGAAGAGCUGCAAAAGGUUUGUGAUUUACUUUAUGAGUUUAAGGAUGACAUGCUGGCCAUGACCUCGGCAGGAAAGGGUACAAAUAAGAGCAGCCCGUCCCUUGAAGUCUUGCUUGCUGAAUCAUCUGAUUCUGAAGCACAAAAUUCUGAUCUGGAGGGUAUUGACAGUGGUGCUGGCAUUGGCUCAACUCGACUGUUUAGUACACUCUCAUCCUCAGACGACGAUGCUUCUGCUGCGGAUGAGCCUUUAGUUGAUAUUGCUGACCUGACUACACCAUCAGAACCAUAUACUUCUGCUCUUAAUAAGCCUCUGGUUGACGUGGCUGACUUGACAAACCCUUCAGGGAUAGAUGCUUCUUCAGUGAAUGAGCCUUCAGCUGAUGUGGUUGAUCUGCCACAUACUUCAAACGAGCCUUUGGUCAGUUUGGAUGAUCUGCCAAAACCUCCAGAGACGUCUUUUGGUGGGAGCAGUGGAGAACAUCUUGACAGUCUUAUAUGA
Molecule: messenger RNA, 3471 nt
Organism: Miscanthus lutarioriparius
Lineage: Eukaryota; Viridiplantae; Streptophyta; Magnoliopsida; Poales; Poaceae
Source: the annotation of a GenBank genome assembly